CAGUUGAAUUUUAAAAUCGUCGCGAUGUGGCCGAUAUACACUGUGUUCCUGGGGCUUUCACUGCUCUUAAUUCUGCCCCAGGAUGUGAUCGGAACUUGUAAAAUGGAAGCAGGUCCCAACGCUCCGCUCGUCCUGACGCAAUUCGGGUCCAAGCUACUUUUAUCCGAUUCUUUUGGGACUUACGAACGGGAAGAUGGAGAAACUAUUGAUUUUUAUUGUGGCAGUGGAUUUUCGUAUAACAGGAACGGAUAUGCGGACAGGUUACAUGUUAAGGUUACAGUGCACUGCAGUUAUAAUGGUUAUUUUUACGACCAAAGGUCUGGCAAUGAUAUAAGUAAAGUUCAGUGUCUGAAGGGAUCGUGGCAGAUGUUUGAAAGUAAGACCAGCAUGCAGAACUGUGAGGGCGACAUGACACUCGUUUUGGGUCAUGAGUUCGAUGAAAAAGGUUCAAUAAAAAGUGUGGCCUUGUGCUUUGAUAUUUUGUCCUCUCGAAUGAAAUAUAUCGGCUACACGACAUUUCCAACCAAAAACCGAGUUAUCACAAAGACGCAAGUGGGCCAACUAAAUGAUAUCGGAUUGGACAUAAAUGUAACUUACCAAAAAUAUCUAGUCAAGACCGUGAGCCAGGGGGAAAUCGACGCCUACAUGGCGAAGGAAAGGCAGCUGGCGCAGUUGUUCGCGGGGGAAACCUUUCAGAUCGGCAGUCUGGUCCAGGACGAGGCUGUUGCCAGGCAAUUGCAUGGCUACGAGGAUAUGAUGUCCACCAUCUGGAUGCGGGCCUUGCGUGCUGGCAAUUGGAAGCACUGGAUCCAGGCAAUGCGCGAUGCAAUGGAUUCGAACCACUUUGAUGUACGACUGGGCGUGUCCGGUUACCUAGAGCUACCGAUGGCCAUCGGACGACCCUGCAACGCCAGCCGUUCGCUGAAAAUCGAAAUGGCGGACGGCAGCUCCAUCCCGAUACCCGCCCACAUUUGGGCCCAUGUGCACGCCCUGGAGAAAACAGGUGGCGUCCAGGACGAGUUUGUCAUCAUAGGCCACAACUCCCCCUUCUUAAGCAACAGCGACUUUUGCCCCUCCAUGUGCGACCAGGUGUCCUGGCUGAGGAGCAGCCUGUUCGGCAGUCUCCGCGAGUUCCCUGCCUACGGUUUGGUGCAAUGCUGCCGGGUGGAGGAUGUGGCCAGCAAGCUGGAUAACUUUCCAGGUGCGUUUGCCGCUGUGAAUGCCACCAGGAACACCGCGGAGGUUCAGCUAUUGGACUUGUUUACUCGUACGAUUGACACCACGACAGUCCCUAAUCCGGAAAACUACGACCCAUUUUACCCAGAAAAUUAUUAAUUUUUAAUUAUUAAAUUAUUAAAAAUUAAUUUCCAAAAUGUUAGGUGCAAAAAAAACAAGAUAUAACUAUUUAAAAAAAUUUUAAGUUUAAAACCAUUUAUGCAGAGUUUGAAAUUUUAAAAUGAUUCCCAGGUGAAAAUUUGCCUUGUUUUCUAUGUGUAAUUUAAUCAAUUGCUUUGUAGUUUAAACAAUAAAGUUAUAAGUUGAGCAUA
Molecule: messenger RNA, 1547 nt
Organism: Drosophila suzukii
Lineage: Eukaryota; Metazoa; Arthropoda; Insecta; Diptera; Drosophilidae
Source: RefSeq, a predicted model, not a curated record